Messenger RNA from Triticum aestivum (bread wheat), 1173 nucleotides. Its product is annotated as vesicle-associated protein 1-3. The record is from RefSeq and is a predicted model, not a curated record. NCBI's taxonomy places the organism in Eukaryota, Viridiplantae, Streptophyta, Magnoliopsida, Poales, Poaceae. Gene Ontology annotation, cellular component: endoplasmic reticulum membrane; plasma membrane. Gene Ontology annotation, biological process: endoplasmic reticulum membrane organization.
AAUCCUCUGCCCUUCCCCUGCUUCGCCCUUCAUAGCCGGAAAGAAGAGGAUAGCCUCCGCCGGCCGCCUCUUGGUGCUUUGCUUCUAGAGCAGGAAACGACGUUCUUGGAUCGUCCUCGCGACUCUGCCGGCGAGUGAAAAGGAGGAGAAUCUUUGGUGUUUGGUCCCGACUCUCCCUCCGGUCGUCGUUUCGUUUGCCGGCACGAUGAGUAAUACGCUGCUCCGAAUCUACCCUUCCGAGCUCAAGAUGCCAUUUGAGCUCAGGAAGUCGAAUUCAGGAUGCAUCGAGCUCGUCAACAAGACCGAUCAGCGUGUAGCUUUCAAGGUGAAAACAACUAACCCCAAAAAGUACGCAGUGCGGCCUACCUCCGGCAUCGUGCCGCCAGGGGGAUCCUGCGGUAUCACAAUUACGAUGCAGGCACCCAAGGAGAUCCCGCAGGAUUACCAAUGCAAGGACAAGUUCCUCAUUCAAAGCGUCAUAGUGCAGGAAGGGGUAACGCAUAAGGACAUUGUCCCUGAGAUGUUCGGCAGAGCGCCUGGCAGGGUGGUGGAGGAGUUCAAGCUGCGGGUGAUCUACAUCCCUGCAAAUCCCCCCUCACCGGUGCCUGAGGGAGACGAGGAAGAGAUUGCAGAUAUGGAGGUCGACCAUGAAGUGUUUAGACAAUCCAUGAUCGAUGCUGCAUCUAGGCAAGAAUAUGCAUCUGGACCACAAGCUUCACAUGACAAGGACGCCUCUACGGUAAAGUCAGAAGUUGUUAAAUAUGUGGCUGAAAACAAGAAGCUUCAACAAGAGCUGGAACAGCUUAGCGAGAGAAGGCAGUCUCUUGGGGGUUUCUCACGUACGUUUGUGCUCUUCGUCUUCCUGUUAUCUGUUCUUGUUGGAUACUGGAUGACAGGUCGGAAGGUUUAGCCACAAAUAGUGGCUACAUAUACAUAUGGUUUUGCGGCUUGGUGUAUGCCUUGCCUGGUUACCCCUUGUUUUGGAUGAUUUUUCUCUUCUGUUUUUUUUUUAGUUUAGUCUACACUGUAUAGACAGGUGUUCUGGGUUUGAAGUUAUACAUGUGUUGGGGGUGUACAUUUUUUGUGGAAUAUGCAGAAGACACUGCAUAUCUAUUCCAUUAAGAACUCACCCCUUUGAACAAGAUUCAAAUGAUAACUGCAUUGUGUUUUUUA